ACCCCCGCCGCCGCCGCUCCCGCCCUUUCCGCCGGCGGCGCGCCCGUGACGGCGCCUCCCAAGAUGGCGGACAACCUGCCCACAGAGUUCGAUGUGGUGGUGGUGGGCACCGGUUUGCCUGAGUCCAUUAUUGCAGCAGCGUGUGCCAGAAGUGGCCAGAGAGUUCUUCAUGUGGAUUCGAGAAAUUACUAUGGUGGAAACUGGGCCAGCUUUAGUUUUUCAGGAUUAUUGUCCUGGAUUAAAGAAAAUCAGCAAAAGACAGAUCUCAGUGAUGAAUGUGAGGACUGGAGAAAACUGAUCCUUGAGGAUGAAGAAGCAAUUCCUCUUAGCAGCAAGGAUAAAACUAUUCAACAUGUAGAAGAUUUCUGUUUUGGCGAUCAGGAUUCAGCUGAAGGUGUUGAAGAAGCUGGUGCACUGCCAAAGCUGCCUGUGUUUGGAGCCCCUGCUGCCCAGGGGGUUUCUCCGGGGCCGGAGAAGGAGAGUCCAGCAGCCAAGGGGAUUCCGCGGGGAUCAGAGGAGAGCCCAGCAGCAGAGGGGGUUUCUCCAGGGUUGGAGAACGAGAAUCCAGCAGUGGAGAGCCCUGCAGAGGAGCCACAGAGCCCAGAGGCAGAGCAGGCCCCGGGCUCUGAGGCAGCCAGGGCAGCUGCAGGGGACGGGGCAGGAACAGCCCCUGGCAGUGGAGCUGCUCCCAGCACGGCUGCAGGCGACUCCGCUCCGCAGCCGGCGAAGACGGAAGCUGCGCCCUCCGAAAAUGCUGCCCAGGAACCAAAGAAAAUCACCUAUUCCCAAAUUGUUAGAGAAGGCAGAAGGUUUAAUAUUGAUUUAGUUUCUAAGUUGCUUUAUUCCCGGGGCCUGUUAAUUGAGCUCCUCAUUAAGUCCAACGUGAGCAGAUACGCUGAGUUCAAAAACGCCACGCGAGUUCUCGCCUUCCGAGAAGGGAAAGUAGAACAGGUGCCUUGUUCUAGAGCAGAUGUCUUCAACAGCAGACAGCUCACCAUGGUGGAGAAGAGAAUGCUUAUGAAAUUCCUGACGUUUUGUUUGGACUAUGAACAGCACCCCGAGGAGUACCAAGCCUACGAGAGCAGCACGUUCGCUCAGUUCCUCCAGACACGGAAGUUGACCCCCAGCUUGCAGCACUUCAUCCUUCACUCCAUUGCAAUGGUGUCAGAGACUGAGAGCAGCACUCUGGAAGGUCUUCAGGCAACAAAAAAAUUCCUGCAGUGCCUUGGCCGCUAUGGCAACACCCCGUUUUUGUUCCCUCUGUAUGGGCAAGGAGAGAUCCCACAGUGCUUCUGCAGGCUGUGUGCUGUGUUUGGGGGGAUCUACUGCCUCCGUCACGCCGUGCGCUGCCUGGUGCUGGACAGAGCCUCGGGACGGUGCAAAGCUAUUGUGGAUCAUUUUGGGCAAAGAAUAAGUGCCAACUAUUUUAUUGUGGAAGACAGUUACCUCUCAGAGAGCACAUGCACAAAUGUGUGUUACAGGCAGAUCUCCAGGGCAGUGCUCAUUACAGAUCAGUCUGUAUUGAACACAGACUCAGAGCAGCAGGUUUCUGUUCUGACAGUGCCUCCCCUGGAGCCGGGCAGGGCAGCAGUCUGUGCCAUCGAGCUCUGCUCCUCCACCAUGACCUGCAUGAAGGACACCUAUUUAGUCCAUCUAACCUGUCCAUCAACUAAAACUGCAAGGGAAGAUUUAGAGCCUGUUGUACAGAAGUUAUUCAGUCUAAAUACAGAAAAAGAGACUGAAAAUGAAGAACUGGAGAAACCCAGAGUCCUCUGGGCAGUCUACUUCAACAUGAGAGAUUCCUCAGGAGUGGAGAAGAGUUCCUAUGCUGGCUUACCCUCCAAUGUUUAUGUCUGCUCUGGGCCAGACUCUGCUUUAGGAAAUGACUGUGCUGUCAAACAGGCUGAGACUAUUUUCCGAGAAAUGUUUCCAACAGAGGAAUUUUGCCCCCCACCACCGAAUCCAGAAGAUAUUAUUUAUGAUGAAGAUGAGAUUGAGCCAGAAGAGUCUGGAUUGAAUAAUUCACCAGAGACAAAGCCUGAAACUUCAGCUGAGGAGAGCAGUAGUGAAGGUGGUGCUGCUGUUACAAAGAAUGAAUGAAUGAAUGAAUGAAUGAAUGAAUGAAUGAAUGAAUGAACAGUGUUCUCUUAGGAGAAGAGGAGGUUGACCCAAACUAGGACAUAAGAGAGGAAGGGUUAGAAAAAGAGGUUUUGAACCCCCAGUCAUGUGUUAUUUGCCAUUGCCUUACUUCCCUUAGCUUGGAUCAUCUUUUUAAAGACGUUUCAUUGAUAGCUGAGACACUUCUAAACAGUCAGAGGUCCACCAGACCCAGUGGGGUUUGUAUCUAAACACAAAAAUACAGAAUGAAGCAUCUAAAUGAAAGUGCUAAAAUAGAAUUCGUGAUUUAUUGAGAUGAUUUGGUUUUGUUUUACAUCUUGGAAAGAUUCCUCCAUCUUUUAAAGAGGAAGUCAAAACUAAGCAAAAGAAAAAAGUGCAAGUUUGAUUACCAGUUAGAAGAUGAUUUCUACUAAAAAUCCUUGGAUCUCUGCUAAUUAAACAGCUGAAGGUGAGGCUCACCAUCUGUCCUUCACAGUGAUCUUAUGAAUGGGAUUUAAAGGCAAUAAUAUUGGCAGUUCUGCAGUGGCUUUAUUCUGUGAUUUUGAAACUGAUGCCAUAAUCAAGUAGGAAAUACAAUCCAGAAGGUGUUCCUCAGAUGGAACUAUUUUACAUUCAGUUAUUUUAGUAAGAUCUAACAGAUAACACAUUUUCUCUAGUGACUUCAUUUACUGGAGUCAGGAAAAUGGCAGAAUUUAAACUUAAUGCCAGAUUUCCCAGCAAAAUUCAGUCAUAAAUGGAGCAUUCCUGUUAUUAGCCCCCUGGAUUUGUUGCACUGUUUGGGCCUUUAGUAAGUCAGUAGUUACUUUUUGGAAGUUUGGGGUCUGAGAAGUUUAAAUGACCAUUGGCUGAGGGAGUUUGUGGUGGAGAGAAGGUUCAGCUGAUAAUUCCAAAGGUUUGUAUUGAUCCCAGUUAAUAGGAUUAAAAUUAGUGUGAUAGCUGUAAACUAUGCAUUUUGUAAUGAUAAACCAUGAAGCAUUUAUACAGUAAAAUUUAUUGAAAUAUUUAUAAACCUAGUUUGUAUGAAAAAAACUACAAAAUGAGAAAGCUGUUGUAAAUGACCAUGUUAAACUUGCACUUCUUCUAAACCAUGCUUGAAAUCAGGUAUGAAAAGUAUUUAUCAUGUACUUAAAGAUUUACUUUAAAAGGCACACCCAGUAGAUCAGUAGUAUCUCUAGAGUUGAUGAGUUGGGGUUUAAACUUCUUCAUGAAGGUAGAGCCAGUUCCAGGAGUGCUUAAAUACUGUAAGUAAAUAAAAAAUGCCAUAAAUCAUGAACAUUGAGCUCUGCCUGGCCGUGCCACAGCCAGGCUUCUGUACAGUCCUGUGGUGCCUGUGCCUGCCCUGAACCUGGCUCCAGGCCAGAAAGGGGAAUUUAUUUAUUUUUUUACAGCAUAACUGAUACUGUUCUCUUUGUCCUGCAUCAUGCCCACUGUCCAGUUUGCAUUUCAGGGUUAGUGUUUGCACCCUUUGUUGGAUAGGUACUGGUAUGUGUGUUUCUGUGUGUGCAUCAUCCCAGAGUCCUCAGAAAAACACGUGGCUGGAAUGUUCCCAGUGUUCAACAACUGUAACCUCUGAAUGCUUGUGAUUGAGCAGUUAUUUAUAUAUAUAAAUAUAUCUAUUAAUAAGCAGGCUGCCUCUUCAUUUAGCUGUAAUUUCUCUGUGUAUUGGGAAGCAUGAGUGUAUGGUGAUUUUAUUUAACAUCUGCAGAUCUGUAAAAGAGCUAAGUGGAGGGACCUAUCCCUGUCUGUCUCUCAAGAACAGGGAUCAUAGCUGAAUCUCUCAUCUGUGUUUACAAGGAAAUCUCUUGAUGAAAAUUAAAGGUUUGCUUGCAA
Vidua chalybeata is the source of this 3948-nucleotide messenger RNA. RefSeq names its product CHM Rab escort protein (gene CHM). Gene Ontology annotation, cellular component: cytosol; Rab-protein geranylgeranyltransferase complex; cytoplasm. NCBI's taxonomy places the organism in Eukaryota, Metazoa, Chordata, Aves, Passeriformes, Viduidae. The transcript has 15 exons. Gene Ontology annotation, molecular function: GDP-dissociation inhibitor activity. The record is from RefSeq and is a predicted model, not a curated record. Bases 64 to 2100 code for a protein of 678 amino acids. Gene Ontology annotation, biological process: vesicle-mediated transport; intracellular protein transport; protein geranylgeranylation.